Molecule: messenger RNA, 1318 nt
Organism: Dermacentor albipictus
Lineage: Eukaryota; Metazoa; Arthropoda; Arachnida; Ixodida; Ixodidae
Molecular function (GO): O-methyltransferase activity; S-adenosylmethionine-dependent methyltransferase activity
Source: RefSeq, a predicted model, not a curated record
GGUCGGAUGGGCUCCACAUCUGCUCCGCACAGAAGCUACAUUUUCGGCGAAAUCGCCUCCGCAUCCAGAUUCUACGUAAUCAUCAUGUGCUCGAAGUCAGCCAGAGCACGUAAACACCAAACUUGAGGGUGUAAGUGCUAUAUUUUGCAUUUUACGGCCACAUCAAGUUUCGCAGCGGGGCCGCCCCGCUAAACCCACUUCGCUAGUGGCGAGGCCUAGCAAAGGCUUCGGCCGCCGCACCACUGCAGAUGGCGAACGCGCUGCUCAAUGCCGACGCCGACAAAGCCCACCAAUCGUCUACCGGGGCCCCGGAGGACGAGGACAUGGAAAUUCGCGAAUACCAAGGACUUCUUCGGGCUGCUGAGGAGAACGAAGAAGACAGUGAGCCUUGGAUCAAUGUCACCAGUCGUGCCCGUCGUCGUCGGCUGCAGACACGCUCGACCACGCCCCAACUUUCCCGAACGCCAUCGAAGCCCGUUCUCCGGCACAGCCGACCGGCGAUGCGCAAGCCCCGGCAACCCCCCCUUCCUGCCGAUGAUUACAAGUUGGCGGUUCGUCCACGGAACGGCCUGCAGCUCAACAAGGAAGAGCUAAGGGUUCCUUCAAAGAAAGACCUGGUGUGCCCGAAGGCUGCCAAGUAUGCCGAAGACCAUACGUUACGGCUGCAUCCAGUACAAAAGAAACUCAUGGAGAUCACCAAGAGUCACGUGUACGGCUCCAUGUUGGGGGACAGCUGCCAGCUGCAGUUCUUCCAGAUCCUACUCAAAACAAUGUCGGCUAAAAAGUACCUCGAAAUAGGCACCUUCACGGGUUGCAGCGCCGUGGCCGCCGCGCUGGCUCUGCCUCCGGAUGGGAAGGUGGUGGCACUCGACCUGCACGAGGACCUGGUCAACGUUGGCAGGCCGCACUGGAAGGAAGCCGGUGUGGAGGACAAGGUCGAGCUGAGGUUUGCACCGGCAGUUGAAUCCUUAGACGCCCUGCUGCGCGAAGGCCAGGCGGGCACGUUCGACUUCGUGUUCAUCGACGCGGACAAGGAAAACUACGACAACUACUACGAGAGGGCCCUGCAGCUGGUCAGGAAGAAUGGCCUCAUCGCCAUUGACAACGUGCUGUGGCGGGGCCUGGUGUACGACGCCAACGACAAUUCAUCGGAAGUGACGUCACUGCGGGCGUUCAACAAGAAACUGCACGAAGACGAGCGGAUAGAUGUGUGCCUGCUACCCAUCGCUGACGGGCUCACGUUUGCUCGAAAAAGAUGAAGCAACACGUGCGAGAGUUGACAAAGGCUUACAACGUCAACAACCACCCUAACGUCCAA